Molecule: messenger RNA, 10430 nt
Organism: Diabrotica balteata
Lineage: Eukaryota; Metazoa; Arthropoda; Insecta; Coleoptera; Chrysomelidae
Source: the annotation of a GenBank genome assembly
GUUUAAUAUCUAAAUUUAUCUACUGGUCAGUGUGAUUUUAGCCAGUGCAGUGAAUUAUAAACGUUAAAAGUGAUUAAUUGACGGAUGUCGAUCGAAAGUUAUGGAAUGUUUUUGGGAGAGAUCGAGAUCAGAAAUAUCUACCGUUGGUUGCCGCCGGAAGAGUGGCUUGUCAUUAGACAAACGAAGUCCCAGUUAAAUACUGACACAUUCUGAAUGGUUUUACGCAUUAUUUGGUGUGUUAUUACUUUAUUCACCUUAUUUUAAGUCGCGAAAAAUAGUUUAAAGUGUUUGGUAAUGUUAAACAGCGAAUUAAAAUGGAAAACAGAUAAAUGUUGACUAUUUUACUCGCCCAAGAUGGCUGCCGUCGGAAUUCAUUCUACUUUUGUGCUGCGUAUGAACGUGUUAUAAUUUCGAUGUGGACAAUUCGAAAUUAUUUAUAAGAUAUUUUAUAAUCUGUGCAAGUAAUUAAUCACCGUUUAAAUGGGUUUGGUGGUAGAUAAUAGGUAGACAAGUGUAGUUUUUACUGCGUUUUAAUUUUGGAGGACACAGAUUUGGGUGCCGCCGGAUAACGAACUUUUAAUUUUAGAAGUGUGCCCAACGGUCUGAUCAGUCAGGCAUGUGUGACCCAGAGGAGGUAUCCCAGCCAGUCUGGUUGCAAUGGAUCCUUGAAGCAAUCAGGAAGAUUAGGUCGCAGAAGCAGAGACCUAGUGUGGAGAGGAUCUGUCAUGCCAUCAGGCAACACCACAACUACCAUGAGGAUGUGAUCGGAGAGCACCUAGAACAGGCUGUAAAGGAGGGUGAUGUUCUGAAGGUCUUCAAUAAGGGGCAGAGUUCCUACAAGGAUCCAGGUGGUAUUCAGAGCAAGAACCUGAAAAUUGAACCAACCUCUGAUCUAACCAAACUGGUAGCCAAAGCUGUAAGGGAAUUAGGAGAACGGGAUGGAUCCUCACUAAAAUCCAUAGAAAAACAUAUACGGCAAUCUCAUAUCAUUGAAGAAACUCCAGAAAACGAUUUGAAAGGUGCAAUCAAAGUGGCUAUAAAAAGGGCUGUCGGCAGGAACAUUGUUAUUCAAGAUGGAAAGAAUUUCAAGUAUAGUUAUAAUCAUGCAGCAGGCACGAAAAGGAAGUCAGAUGCAGGUAGGAGAUCGUCGGGGCAAGAUGAUGCUUUAGUUCCAAAGACCCCAACACCUCUACCGAUAUGUUCGGAAUGUUUAGGCACUGAAGCGAAAAAUAGGAAAGGAGUUUUUGAAAAACUCAGCGCAUGUUCCGAAUGUGGCGCCAUGGUGCAUAUUUCCUGUACCUCCAGCGAACCGGAACUAACCGCCUUGUUGGCCAAAGGGGGAAAAUGGUUCUGCGAAGAUUGUAAAGUUUGCGAUGGAUGCGGAAACACCGGUGUGUCCAUGUGCCUUUUAUGUUGCUGCAGCUGUGAAAGAAACUACCAUAUGGGCUGUUUGGAUCCACCGGCCGAAAAAAAACCAAAGUGCCCCUGGAGGUGCAAACAUUGUCUCGGCCACCAUGACAAUGUAACUCCUAAAAAAGCCGGCAGCGGCGUCCGGAAAAAAUUGGAUAAGGUCAGAGAAAAAAUCAAGGAGAAAAACCAAAAGUCAAAAGAAAUGACUCCAUCAACACCUAGUGGAACUCCCAUCACAGGUAAUGACGAUGCCGUCAAAUCUUCAUCUCGUAAAAGCAGAGUACCACCUCUAGAUGAAAGCGACAAAAGCGACUUCGAAAAUCAUUCGGUCUCUAACCAGGUGAAGGUAAAACAGGAGCCGCAAGAGAACGAACAGCUCGAAUCAUCUCAAAAAAUGUCUAAAGAAAAACAAAAGUUUUUUCGGAGCUCUGCGUUUAAUUCCGAAAAGAAGAAGGAGGCCAAAGGCAGAAGAGCGGACAAGAAGGUUAAGGUGGAAAAAGAAGAAAGUAACAAUAACGAGAAAGCUAAGGCGAAAACGUCAGAAACGGGCAGAGGCAAAAGAAAUACCAAAGUUAAUAACGAAAAAAGCAACAAAACGGCGGUAGUAGCCGAGAACAAAUCAGUACCAAAGGCUAGUCCAAAGUCUAAAGAUAAACAAACGGAAGAAAAAGAAGAAACCGAAGGCGAAGAAUCGGAGGAGAGUUCGUCAGAGGACAGCUCCAGCUGUGAUUCUUGUUCCGAAUCAAAUUCGGAUUCGUCUGUCGAUAAUUCGGACUCUAAAACUAGCAUGCGGAAUAUAAAGAUUCCUCAGAUAUUCAAUAUGAAGCAAGAAAAGUCGAACACGUUCGGUGGCAUGGCGGAAGAUGAAGAUAAACCGUGGGGAUUUGCGGCGGCAGCCGCAGAGGCCAAACAGAAAGAAACCAAACCCGAAGAAUCAUCGUUGCCCAAAAAGUCUAAGAGCAACGAAAACCUAUUCAUUGCCGCACUUAAAGAGGAAGGAUUGCUUAAGGAGAAUACCGUGGUUACUCCCACAAAACAGGACGACGCCUCAGCCGAUAAGUACCAGAAAACACCAGGUUUUGGACAAUUAAAAGGUCUUUUUGAUGGUUUGUCCCAUUUAUUCGCAGCGCCUACAGAAAGCAGGGCUAGCAGGUCUCAGCCCAAUUAUAAUCCUAAUAGGAGGAAACCCAAAGAUAGCAAGGAAGAGGACGGACAAACGGAAGAAAAGAAACCCGAUGAUGUACAAGAGGAGAAGAAAGUCGAGGAUAAAAAAGCCGCGACUGUAGCGAAAACUUCUCCCAAACACACUCAAGAAAAGGUGGAACCAAAACUUCAACAAAAAGUGGAGUCUACGAAUGAUGUCAAGAUCGAGCCUAAAGGUGAAAUAAAAGUGGACCCCAAAGCAGACGUUUCAUUGACUUCGAUGACACCGUCUAAUUUGGUCAAGACUGCAGUCAACUCGAAGCAGCACGAGAAAAGAAAGUUGAUCAAAUCUGAAACUGCGGCUCCUGCAACUCCAGAAACACCGCAGAGUAAAGUAAAUGCCGAAACGGAACCAAAAAGUAUCAAAAAGAGGACCCAUAAUUUGCUAAAUUCGCCAGCUGUCUCUUCGUUCCAAAAUAAUCCUAUAAUUGACAUCAAGAACAUCCAUUUGGCCCCAGGAGUCACCCAAAAAGACGUCGAGCUGUUCAGGGACACUAGAGAAAAGGCUGCAGCAGCAACGGCAGCUCUAUUACCGGUUCCUGCUCCCCCAAUCAUCGAGCCCCUUCCGAGUCUAACGGUACCGGCAACUCCUAACCUUCCGACCGAAAUAAGAUGCCCUUCUGCUAUCGAAUUCGGAAAAUACGAAAUUCAAACGUGGUAUUCCAGCCCGUUUCCCCAAGAGUAUGCCAGGUUGCCAAAAUUGUUUCUGUGCGAAUUUUGCCUGAAAUAUACUAAAAGCAAGGCGGUGUUAGAACGACACCAAGACAAAUGCACUUGGAGGCAUCCCCCCGCCACCGAAAUAUACCGUUGUAAAGACCUGUCGGUUUUCGAAGUGGACGGAAACGUCAAUAAAAUCUACUGUCAAAAUCUUUGCCUUUUGGCUAAGCUGUUUUUGGACCAUAAAACCUUGUACUACGACGUGGAACCGUUCUUGUUCUAUGUGUUGACCAAGAACGAUAAGAAGGGGUGUCAUUUGGUGGGGUAUUUUUCGAAGGAGAAGCACUGUGUGCAGAAGUAUAACGUUUCUUGUAUAAUGACGAUGCCGCAGUACCAAAGACAAGGGUUUGGAAGGUUUCUUAUAGAUUUUAGCUAUCUUCUCUCCAAAGAAGAAGGCCAACCUGGUACUCCAGAGAAACCGCUCUCAGACUUGGGCAAAGUCUCUUACUACGCUUAUUGGAAGUCCGUGAUCUUAGAGUAUCUUCACGUCCAUCGUACCAAACAGUUAAAACUUACGGACAUCAGCAAAGAAACUGGAAUGUACUGUCAGGAUAUAUCGCUGGCUCUACAACUACUCGGUUUUAUAAAAUAUGUCUCCACAGAGGAUGGUACUAAUAAAUCACUCGUCUGUGUCGACUGGAAAAAAGUUGACGUUCAUAUGGAGAGGGUACUGCAGUCUAAAUCACGAAUACCAAUCGACUAUGAAUGUUUGCGAUGGACUCCUCUCGUCACACAAACCAUAAGCCAGCUCUCAGAACCGAAAUUAGACGAUAGCCACAAUGUUUCUAAAGAAACGGCCGAUAUAGUAGUACCGAUGCCGGAAAAAAUCAUCAUAGAAACACAAACCGGAGUCAAAUUGAAACGAGGAAGGAAACGUAAGAUAUCGACUACUACUCCGAAGGCCCAGAAAGUCCUGAAACAAGAACCAAAGGUGGCGCUGAACAGUUCUUCGACUGAAUGCACGGAGAACACAGAAAUAGAAAUAACUUCAUCGGGCAGAAAACGGACGAGACCCAGUAAAUUUAACGAAACCACUUUCGGCGACACCAAACCGAAAAUACAGGAAGUCAACAACAAGAGGAAGCCCGUGGAGAAGAACACGCCGAGAAAACGGUCCAGGAUUGAGCAAAACGUCGAAAAACCGGAAGAAGAUGCCGUCAAACCACAAGAACUUUUGAAGACUCCUAGGGGCGCCAAUAAGUCAACCAGUACGCCAAAGAUUGUCAAGGCCGUCGACAAAGCUGAAAUAGAAAAGAUCGAUGAGCCCCAAACUCCAAAUGAAAUGUCAACCCCCAAACCAAAGAAAAACUCCGCUACCAAAGAACGAGUAUUAGGCGAAAGGUGGUCUCAAAGACGCGUCAAAAAGCAGCAAGAACAAAAAGAAAAGGAACAUAAGAUAAAGGCAGAAGAAACCAAAGUUGAAGUUGCGGAGGAAAAAGAAAAAGAGAAACCUGCGACUGUUUUGGAGGAGACUCCGAUAGCUACAGCGCCAACUGAAGUCGUUGAGACGAGUGUCACUACUGAAGCUAUCGAAAAUACAAGUAUAUCUACCUCUACACCUCAGAAUAAGGCUUCGGCGAAGAGGAUGAGGAAAAAGCGCGGUUGGAGUAAAACAAAAGUACGAGGAAAACCCGCAAAACAGUUAACUUUACAUGAAAUUCUUAAACAAAACAUACAAAAAGACAGUGAAAGCGAGUCUUUGGUAUCAGAAAAAUCGGACGAAGAAGCAGCAAAGAAAUCCCCAACUAUUCAAGUUACCCCAGAAAAGGAAAAAGUUAAAGCUAGAAAGGAUGAAAAGAAAAGAACGUCAAGGAUAUCGACAGAAGAAGAUUCGAGCGCAGAGGCUGACGACGAGAUGGAAAACGACGAGUUACCAGUUCAGAAAGAAAUUUCUCCAUCGAGUAAAUUCAAGUAUACAAAGACGAGCCCUUCUAAGGAAAAAUUGGACACUAUACAAAAAAGUUUGUCUAAAACGCCACCCAAAGAUGACGAUAAAGUGGAAAGCAAAGAAAAAGCAGACUACGUCAAAUCACCUUCGUAUUCUACAAGUUCUGAAUCCGAAAUGGAGAUUGAUGGACAAAAAAUCAAGUCGAUAUCACACAGAGAAGUUCUCCAAAGCGGUUUAAUAGUGCCCCAUAUAAAACAGAUAGAUCCCAGCGAUUUCCAAAGUAGUUCAGUUGAACAAACUGCUUCAAUCGAUAGCGUUAAUGCAGAAAUUCUCAAGGAAGACUCCCAACCGGAAUCCGGAAGGAAAUCUACAGAUAUGGAGCUUGAAAAGAUCGACGAAACUCAUAAAAAUAAUAUUAUAGUGCCCAAGCAGACAGUUAUCAUUGACUCAGCAGACGAUUCUGUAGAAAGAAUGGACACAACUGAAGCCAAUGCAGAUAAUUCAGUCACUGGAAUUAAGUUCUUGGAAGACGCACAAAAAAUCUUGGAGGCGGUAGAAGAAAAUAAAGAUGACACAGAAAUGAACCCUGUUGUAGAGCAAUCUGUUAUACAAAACGCUCCCUCGGUGGAUAUUGUGGAAAAUAUGGACCACGAAGAGAUUUCUACAGAAACUAAAAAACAAAAUAUGGUGGAAGAGACGCAAAGUAAGGAAGAACAAAUAAAGGAAAAAACAGCGGAUCCGCCAGUUGAGAUACUUUUUCCAGAAAAGUUAGACGAGUUACAAUCUCAGAAACCGAAGGAAUAUCAAGCUCAGCUACCAACAAUCGAUCCUCAACAAAAAAUGUAUGAAGUUCAAGCUCAAACUCAACAACCGUUUGAGAGCAACCCAAUGAAAUCCUGUGAUACUGAGAGCCCAAAACCACUAGAACCUCAGAACCAGAAGAUCAGUGAGCUCCAAAUCCAACGACCGGAAGAAGUAUUGCCUCAGACGGAAAAAGAAUCAAAAUCUCACAAUGCCUUGACUCCGCCGUCGAAUGAGUUACAAAAUCAAAAAUUUAAAGAUAUUCCGCUACAGCAACCAUACGAAUUCCAACACCAAAAGCCUCUCGAGUUUCCCAUUCAAAGACCCAACGAUUUUACAACUCCGAAACCUACUGAUCCUCCAAAUCAGAAGCCUCUUGAGCUUCAAAUGCAGCUACCAGAGCCACAACUUCAGAAAGCACUUGAUGUUGUAGUUAACAAAAGUAUCGAGAUGCAAAGAUCUUUCGAGAUGCAAAUGCCAAUUCAGCAAGCUCUUGAUGGUGUUUUACAGAAGCCUGUCGAUGUUCCUUUCCGCAAUAAUGUAUCCUCUGAAGAGUCCAAUCCCAGGAAGAAUAGCGAAUCUGUUAUACAGAAGCAGGUUCGUCCAACUCCGGAGCGCAAACCCACCAUUGAGCCAGAUUACCAAAAAAUCCACCCUAAGCCUCAACAGCCGGAAAAAUUUCAUCCUCCUUCAGACAAUAUAUUAUCUGAGUACAAACACUCCGUUUUGCAGCCAUUGCCGGCUCAACCCCAUGAGGUAAAACCUCCGGAGAAAGUUUCUCAAAAAGAAAUCAAAUAUUCAUCACAUCCUGAACCGAAACACUAUCCUGUGCACGGCGAACACAAAAUUCAUGAGCAUCAAGACCCCAAGCCAAAGAUGGAUGUGAAGAUAUCGCCGAAACCAGAAUCUUCCAAAUCCGAUUCCAGGAAGGACAAGUAUGACGAAAAGAGGUAUCAUCAGAAGUUGCAUGAGGAGAAAGCAAUGUAUGAUGCUCAGCCAAAAAUGCACAUGGACAGUGAGAGUUUAUUAGCGAAUGCGAUGGCCACUGAAAACUAUAUGACGCAGGCGCAGUAUCAUUGGCAGUGGGAGAGGAUUUGGGGCAAGAAUAUCUAUUAUGAUAAUAAGGCCUAUCCUCACCACCCGAUGCUUCAUCAGUUUGCUCCUUUGGACAUGUUACCCAAGCAACCGACCUGCGAGAAAGACAAAUCUAAAUCCCACAGGUAUUCGAGUCAGGGCAGUAGUGGGAGUUCCAGUAGCAAAAUGAAGGAGGCGAGCCGAACAAGCGAGUCGAGAGACAAACAUUCGUCGCCCAAAAAGGAAGAUAAAAAGUUGAAGCAUGACCAAGAAACUUUCAGUGCCUCCUCGAAAAUUGAAGAAUCUAAUAAAUCAGUCACUUGUUCCUACAAUCAAAGUUUGACCAAACCCGUCACACAAUCUGCCUCAGUUGGUACCACUGAAAGAAUAGAGUCCAAGUCCAAAGCAGAUCGUAAGGAACAGAAAUUGGAGGAAGCCGCCCAACAAAUCGCCAACCCCAUCAAGCAAACUCCGCCCACAGCGACCGCAGCAGCUGAAAUUCCAUCCAUGGGAGUCUACACUCCAGAUUCCACGACAAAUUCAGUUCACAGUCUACACUACGGACAUUGUGAGAUGGACGUGACGCAGUUAAACCUCGAAUCGCCCGCGUCCAUUGCUAGCGAUGUUAAUUCGCAGAAUUCCGUUGAAUCUGUGCGGCCUCCGUCUGCCGUGGUUCAGAAUCCGCCACAAGCGAGCUAUGAUUGUUCGGUUCAGCACACCAUGCAGCAGAAUUUGCAAAGUACAGCGAUAUCCGCCACAAGUCCUACAAUGCCACCGCAGACCAACAUUCAACUGGCUCAGGCUCAACCUGCCCCUCAGCAGUUACACCAGCAUUCGUCAAGCAAACGGCAAACCCAGCAGCAGCGCAACAGAAGCAAUACGCCCUCGUCGUCGUCUUCUUCGAGCAAACAGCACAUGAGCAGAUCGACGCCUCCCAGCGCCACACAAUCCACACAACAGAACCGACAACGGGCGACGCCUCCUUGCAAUACGCAACAGCUGCAACAGAUGCAAGUGAGCCCUACCGCUCAGCAUGGCAGCAUGCAGCAUCAGCACCAUAAUCCACAACAAUUACAGUCUCAUUUGCAUCACCAAGUCGCCGUGCACCAAGGCUAUCAGUACCAGCUUGGACCCUCGGCGGUUCACCAGCACCCUCACGUCCACCAUCACGCUGUGAUAAGCCAAGCAAAUUAUAUACCUUUGGCGGUAACGACUCAAGCGUUUCCGUCUACCAGUACGUGUGUGAAUAUUUCACCCAUGACUACAGUUAUUCAACAUGGAAUGAGUUCUACUCAACAAAACGCAGCUAGUCCGUUAAACUCAGUCGGAGGAUCCAACCAGAAGUUAGCUCCAAGUCCUAGUUGUGCCGUGACGACAGGGACUAACUUUUACAUCCAGACCAACCCUCACACACAUUCAACGACGCCCUCUCCAUCUCAAAGAGGUAAUACAGCAGCCGGCCAACCAGCCGCAGCCAACGCAAGUUCAAGCAUAGCCAAACUGCAACAACUGACCAACGGUUUGGACAUGACUCCUGCUCCGUCGUGCCAGAUCAUGACGCCCCCUCCCGCUACAAUGACAUUAACCCCUCCCCCUACGCACUUGCAUGCUACCCCUCCUCCCACACACCAAAUAGUGCAAAAUCAGACUGUGAGAAACUUAACCCCACCCUCCGCGAUCCCACCCAAUUUGCAGCAGCAGGUAUUGGGAUAUCACAAGUACUACCAAGCGAACAUGAACGUCAAUCAGCUGAGCAGCACAGUGACGCCGCCUAUCGGCCAAAACUUGGGCAGGUCCAGCAGGAACAGUACGAACGUGGCCGCCAUGCAGCACAUGCAAACCUACAACAUGAACAGCUACCCUAUGCCUACGCAGCAAACACCCAGCGCUGUGACUAGUUAUAUAGCUAAUACAGGGUUUAUUAACAAUCAGAUUCCGAUGCAGAUGAUGAACAUGGCGCAGACGCAGUAUCAGGAUCCGGCAGCCUUGCAGAGGGCGCAACCCCAAAUGUACAGGACUUAUAUAAACGGGAUGUUGCAACCGUUAAAUAGUACAAUGAGACGUUAAACGUUUUAACCAGUGAAUAGUGAUCGGAUGCAUGCGAGAUGAAUGUAUAUGUAGAAGAGAUAUAUUGUGUAGACGAGAUUGUAAAAUGGUUUUUAUGGAUAGAUGAUUAAGAUAAUUGUUGAUUUUUAGAACGUCAAAAGAUGUAGUUCAUAAAAUAAUAGUAAGUAUGACACCUAUCUUCAUAAAUUAUAAUUACCCAAAGAAAAAGUCUAUUUAAUCGCAUUCUGCACGACUAAAAAUUGAUUAAUCUCGAUGAAACAACGUUCAGUUCGACUUUACCUAUAGCUCAUCCACCAAACAACUCAUUGCGAAGACUUUAUAUACUUUUAAAACUCUUUAAAGGACUGAAUGGUUUAAGACUGAAUUCGUCAUUCCUACAAACUUCGAAAAUUAUUUUUUACGUACUGAUUAAAUUAUAUUUUCUUUUAAUAAGUCUUGUGGUUGAGUAUAGGCAUUUUGGAUGAGGAAAAUCCACUGAUAGUUAAAUACGAAUACAGAAAUGACUAAUAAGUUGCAACAUUAUUGCGUUAGAAGGUGUAAUGAUGUCUACGCAUAAGACAGAAAAUCAAAUCUAUGUUCUUUUAUCCUUUUUGAUCACUAUUUGCAACAUAAAUCCUGAUAUUCUUUAUUUUAUUUUAUUACUUUGAUUUACAGCUUGAUCUGUUGCGCAGGUGUUUUUAUAGUCACUGAAUUCUUGGAAUUAGUAAUUAGGAAUAUACCGGAUCGGGUAUCUGGCCAAUCCAGCCGCAACUGUAAUUCCUACCGCUAACCGGACCGGACUUCGCAGAUCUCUAGCUAUACCAAAAUAUUUAUAAAACUGGCAGCGACAGCGAUUUCAAUUCAGUCUGUUGCUUUUCCUGCAGUAAACAGGGCAAUCCCCACUCAAUUCUGGGGUGGGAAUUCUUUCAGAUUUUUAAAAUUUUCCAAGUUCCGGCCGGAUCAUGAUGCUGCACGUCGUUACAUACAAAGUACACAAUCUAUACAAUAUCUGAUUAAUACUCAUUUUUUCACAGUUUUCAUAAACAUAAGCUCAAUGUUUUCAAAUCCAUAUGUUUGUUUUACUCUUACUUCAGCUUAAUAUGUUGGACAGGUGCUUCUAGUCACUAAAUUGGAAAUGCAUGAUUUUUAAGCGCGCUUGUUACAUAUUUUCAAGAGGCGCUUCUAUAUCAGUGGCGUAUCUUUUGAUUUCCAUCUGUUAAUUAAAUUUGAUAUGUUGUGCCAGGUGCUUCUUAUUCUUCAGGUUCCUUCUCCUAUCAGAAGUUGGAAAUCG